Durio zibethinus is the source of this 1161-nucleotide messenger RNA. Its product is annotated as germin-like protein subfamily 1 member 18. NCBI's taxonomy places the organism in Eukaryota, Viridiplantae, Streptophyta, Magnoliopsida, Malvales, Malvaceae. The record is from RefSeq and is a predicted model, not a curated record. Gene Ontology annotation, molecular function: manganese ion binding.
UAGGGACCCAGGUCAUUGGUUUCCAUCUAUAAAUAGCUGUCUGUCCUGCAAAGCUUCCCACUCUUCUUCAAAACAAUAGCAAACAACUAGCAAAGUCAGAUAAAACAUUGCCCGUACGUCCUAUAAUGAAAGGAAUGCACUCUAUCCUUGCUGCUUUUGCCCUCUUGGCUUUUGCUUGCUCAUUAGCCUCAGCCUUUGACACCAGUCCUCUCCACGACUUUUGUGUGGCUAUCAAUAACACCGAGGAUGGCGUGUUUGUAAACGGGAACUUCUGCAAGGACCCGAGGCUUACAGUAGCAGAUGACUUCUUCUAUUCAGGCCUCAACAAGCCAGGAAACACAUCAAAUCUAGUUGGAUCAAAUGUCACUGCUGUCAAUGUUGACCAAAUACCAGGACUUAACACUCUUGACAUAUCUAUGGUUCGAAUCGACUAUGCGCCUUAUGGUGGCCUAAACCCUCCUCACACUCACCCUCGAGGAACUGAGAUCCUAGUUGUUGUAGAGGGCACACUUUACGUUGGCUUUGUUACAUCCAACCCAGAAAACCGUCUCUUCACUAAAGUCCUAUACCCUGGAGAUGUUUUUGUUUUCCCGAUCGGUUUGAUUCACUUCCAGUUCAAUAUAGGGGAAACAAAGUCUGUUGCCUUUGCUGGUCUCAGCAGCCAAAAUGCAGGGGCUAUCACUAUUGCUGAUUCAGUCUUUGGCUCAAACCCAACAAUCAAUCCGAAUGUUCUCACGAAGGCCUUCCAGUUGGACAAGACAGCGGUUACCUAUCUUCAGUCCCGAUUCGGAUCAGGUUAACAAGUAACUUAAAAGCCAAAUCAUAUUAUUCCACUUAGUAUGGUACCAUCGUACGAUAAACAGGCUGGUUGAUAAUGGACCUCUCCAUAGUCCAGUCUCCUCUCUCCUUGUGAUCUGAGAUCAUUUUAUGUAUGAAAAAACUAGUAUUGAAUAAAACCGUGUUAUCACUCACAAAAAUUUGAUUCAAAGUCUUUGAGGUAACAGAAGCCUUCAAGUUUACUUUUCUGUCACGUGUGAAAGCCUAACCAGGCAAAAUUCAAGUCAUUACUCUAAAAAAAAUUUUGAAUAUCAAGGAACAGUUCUCGGAGGUCAAUUCAAUUCAAAGUACCCCCGUUCAUUUUUCGCUAACUGAAGCGAUCAA